Messenger RNA from Amoebophrya sp. A25, 2436 nucleotides. NCBI's taxonomy places the organism in Eukaryota, Dinophyceae, Syndiniales, Amoebophryaceae. The record is from the annotation of a GenBank genome assembly.
GUGCUUAGUUGUUUUGAUGUUUCCAAGUACUUACUGCUAGUGGGAUCUACAUAUCACAACUGUAAUUUCUCAGUACAACUAACUGUACGUACUAGAAUAUCUAAGCUCUCACGCGUCAUUUUUGUGAAAUGAUGUUCGCCCGGCCGGCAGUGCUGCGCGGCCCGGCUGCUGCAGUACUGAAGAGCACUAUCAGCAGCGCCCAACUACCGAUGAGGAACAAGAAUGUGGUUCCUAGCUUUGCACGAAGUAGCUUCGCCAGAACGUCACCAGUUCUCGCUCGCUGUCCACAGCUGGUCGGUUGGCAGAUGGAUAGGCAUAUAGCAACUCUUGUUAAGGCUGAAGCAACAGAUUCUUGUUUGUUACGUAGCUAGUCGCUAGUGAUGUAAAAGGAUAAGAUCUAGACCACUAAGAUCUGUCCUCAGAAGAAGACCACGAUCAAGUUUUCUCUCCGAGACUCGAACUCCUCUGUACUCGAAGAUGCGGUCAAGUUUUAUCCUCCUCGAGACUCUAAAUCUGUAGUUUCCUUUUCUAAGUACCUUACCCGUUUAGCUAAUCAAUUAAAGGUCAACCCUCAUUAUAAAAGUACAAAUCUAAACCCUAAAGAACCCUCGACAGCCAAACUCUAAGGAAAGGGUAGCAAGAGGGGGGCUACUGGCUGGAUCGAGCGCGCGGUUCAACAACCCAACGCCUGUUUUCUCAGUUCCACCUCUUCCGCCACUCGAAUUCGAGCGAGAUGGAUCGCCUAGAAGGUAUAAUCUGAUUGUAUCACCAGGUAUGAAGAUAUCACCAGGUAUGAAGAUCAUGAAAAAGAAUGCGAGAAAUUCUGAUUAUAUCACCAGGUAUGAAGAUGAAAAAGAAUGCGACAGAUAUUGAUAUGAGUUUUUUGCUACUUGUACUCGUACCACGAGUUGUCUCUAGUACUGUAGAUGAUGCACGGGCCGCGACACAUACCGGAAGCAAUCUUAUAAUGCAUUGUGAUUCCACCUAGUUCAAUACAGGUAUCCCCUGCAUCAGGCAGUGUACAAUCACGGAUACCACUGGGAACAUUGGGGGCUGAAAAAAAGUGGGUUCUACCACAGCGUAUAUUGGGGAGACUUAGCGGUAGACUACGACGCCUACCAGGCAUGGCUGCAGUCGCUACCCCUGUGGGUAGGAAUUCCAGGCAUUAUUUUGUGGGCAAUGAUCAUGAUCUCUAUGGGUCUUCACGGUUCAGCCAUCGGAAUCAAACCGAAACGGUACUUCUAUACGUUUUUUGUUGGGAAUACCUGGGUACAACUUCACAGAAGGCAAUGCAAAUACCUCUUGCUAGGCACAUUCAUUCACUCACUCACUCUCUCUCAUCUUUUCACUGCAGCAUAGGGCUCGUGUUCACGCCAGCUACUGAUUGCACAUCAUAGCACCUGUAGUUUCUUCCAGUAUUAUAGUUGCUAUUAACGUGAUCACGCAUGGAAGUUACGUCAGUCACGACCCACAAAGAAUUUGGCACCAACAACCAAUCUUUUUUUUGAAAAAUCCAUCUAGAUUCACCAUCGAUUGGGUUAUGGCUGCAAAAGAGCGUGAGCGAUGUGAGAAUGGUAACCCUAUCACACGCUAUCUCGAUCGCCGAAUUUCUGAGCGAGGAUGGCAUAUUGUUGUAGGUACGCAAGAAAUCUCAGAUGACAGUCCCUUCUACAUUCUUGUGUCUGCCCUUACACUUAACACGCAAGAAAUCUCAGAUGCCAGUCCCUACCUUGUGCUGUCUGCCCUUACACGACUUAGCUCUAAUAGACGUCGAUGUAGUCCUCUGUAUGUUGAUUCAGGGUUCUAGACAAUAAUCAACACGAGGCAAAUAAAGACCACAACUGCUUCUACAGUGAUUUCCCACGAUUCCUACAACUUCUCUUCAGGUGAUUACGUUCCUCACAAUUCCAAUUCAGGUGAUUACAUUCCUCAUCACAAGUACUUCUUGUGGAUGCAAGACGCUUAUGACCAUGAAUGGCGAGAGUCGAGAGGUCUGCCAGACCUCACAGAACCUGGCUCAAAGUGGAGUUGGGUCAACCCAUACCACAUUGGCGGAGGGGACGAUGAUGAGGAAGAGGAAGAGUAGAUGCUAGUACUUAGAGAGUGGUAUUCAAUUGUAGGUGGACUUUCUUCAUGGAAAAAAAUAGAAUGGGUGACGACACGGUUGUAAUGGGUUGCCAUGUGCCUGGGAGGGCAGCGUAGUACACAAGCACUGAUGUUCUUUAACGCCAGCUCGGUUAUAAGGAGGAGAAACAGAACUGUGGCGGCACUGUACUGCGUGUUUACAACUUGACUUCUUGUUCAACUCAGAAUGUCCUUAUUCCAAAAAGAAAAACCACUAUACGUAAAAUUGAUUAUGUCGCUGGGCUGCAAUAAAUGAAGAUACCAACUACGCUUUUGAUCUAUGAUGACAACUGGAGUAACAUUAGGACGCGC